Solanum lycopersicum (tomato) is the source of this 729-nucleotide messenger RNA. Its product is annotated as NAC domain-containing protein 83-like. The record is from RefSeq and is a predicted model, not a curated record. Gene Ontology annotation, biological process: regulation of DNA-templated transcription. NCBI's taxonomy places the organism in Eukaryota, Viridiplantae, Streptophyta, Magnoliopsida, Solanales, Solanaceae. Gene Ontology annotation, molecular function: DNA binding.
AUGAACUAUGUCCUAUCCAUAUAUGAAGAUCAACCACCAUGGGAGAUAUUUGGAGCUAAUUAUGAAGAGAAGUUUCGUUACUUUAUUACUCCUUUGAAGAAGCAGAAGACUGAAUAUACAAGGUUUUCUCGAAUUUGUGCUAAAGGGACGUGGCAAGGGCAAACCGGGAAUCGUACGGCGCCUGUGGUAGGGUUUAAGAGAAACUUGAAGUUUAAAACAAGUGAACGUGGCCAAAAUAACACCUGGUUGAUGGUAGAAUAUCAUGUCGCGGAUAGUUUCUUUAAGGAAAAUAAUCAUAUUCCUAAGGAAGAUUUUGUGGUGUGUCGAAUAAAGAAGAACAAGAAGGGUAAAGAGAAGAACGUGGAUCAUGUUAUGGAGGCACAAGAUGGAGAUGUUGUGGGGAUUAUUGAUCCUAUGUUGCUUGAACCGAAUCAUAAUAACGACUACUCCACGAGGGAAGAUCAAGUUAGGGUUUGUGAUGCAGUUGAGGCUACAACUACCGAAUUUGACAUCCAAAACAGUACUUAUGAAGCUACUACAACGGAGAAGAAAGAGACAGCGUUGGAAGUACAAGAAGGCCACGGAGUUGAUGAUAUUAGAAGCAAUGAACUUCAGGAAGAGAUGUAUAGAGCAUUUGAUGACAUUCCUUUUGAAUUGGUUGUAGAAUUCACACGUUCUACAACAUAUAUAAUACACAUCAAUAGUUCCUUAGAUGGAUUAUGUAGUUGA